AUGAAAAUAAUUUUAUCGAAAAAGAAGAUAUUACUGCUGGUCAGUUUCUCGUCUAUAUUAUUUAAUGUUGAUCUCAUCAACGGGUGUGAAAAAACAUGUCGUGUCGGAAUCAGCACAACUUUUGCCGAAAAAUAUUCAAACGUCACAAGUCCAUUAUGGCAAGAUUUUUUCAAUGAUUUGGAGUCAACUGCACUCGAGAAUAUUAACCUCGAGAAUUACGUGCAAUCCGAUGACGCCGCACCAAUCACGAACAAACUAAUCACAACUUUGAAAAAUCAUGCGCAAGAACUCGAAACAAAUUUCGAUGCACAACUUCCAACAAUAAUUGAAGACGCUAUUUUCCGUCAACAACCACAAUUCAGAGGUGACUGUAAUCAUCCAUUUCGUGUCAAACAACCGAAACCACCGAAAAUAUGGAAAAUGAGUGAUUGUGAAAAAAUGGACUACAUUUGCGGAAAUCCGCCAUCGAUUUGUCAUUUUUUGCCUAUGAUUAAAGAGAGAAAUGUAAGGACAAUAAAAACAGCUCUUGAAGAGGCGUCGACGAAAGGUGAAUUUUUGAAUGUGCUCACGCUGGCGGUAAAUGAUACAUUGACGAGAACUGGUGCAUUUACGGAAAAAGAUUUUACGACCCUUUUGACAACGGUGAAGUCAAAUAUUGAAAGUCGUUUGGGAGAAUUCUAUCAGAAAUACAAUGAAGAAUUCUGUAAAGAAACUUCUUGUGAUCAAUUUGACUUGGAAAUCAAAACCCAAUUAUUGACUUAUCCUUAA
Ambispora leptoticha is the source of this 768-nucleotide messenger RNA. NCBI's taxonomy places the organism in Eukaryota, Fungi, Glomeromycota, Glomeromycetes, Archaeosporales, Ambisporaceae. The record is from the annotation of a GenBank genome assembly.